AUGAACUCGUCUCUCCUGCUUGCAUCUGGUGUCCUAUUGUUAUAUUGCUUGUUUUACCUCUCGCGUAAACGUCGAUGUGUACCUCUCCCUCCCGGCCCCAAAGGACUCCCACUCAUAGGAAACCUCUGGAAUAUAUCUACAGAGUACCCGUGGAUCACUUAUGCUCGAUGGGCUACCAUCUACGGCGACGUCUUGUAUCUAGAUACUCCCGGAAAUCCGACGGUUGUAUUGAACUCCGCCCAAGCAGCAGCAGAUCUAUUCGAAAGGCGUUCCAGAAACUAUUCCGAUAGACCAGAACUGGAUACAUCGGCGGAUGUUUCACCAAUAUUUUCAACCCCGUGCAGUUCCGGCUUACUAUUCCGUGGAAAUGAGAGCAACAUCUGUCUACAACAGUUGCAUAAAUCUCCCGAUGCACUUGUUCGCCAUGUUCGCCACCAUUCUGGCUCAAUCAUCAUGAAAACUGUCUAUGGAUAUGUUGGAAAUCCAAAUGGUAAUCGAUUUGUGGAGUUAGUGGAUCGGAGCCUGGAAAGUAUUCGCAUCAUUGGGAACGUGGGGAGCUUUCUCGUUGACUACAUUCCUGAUUUCCCACCUUAUGAAGGAUGGAUUCUUGGUGCAAAGUUCGUGAGCCUCGCAGACGUGUGGAGAAAGGAUGUCGAGGAUAUGAAAGAAGGUCCUUUUAAAUAUGCUUUAGAAUCACUGGUUAAUGGUCUCGCACCGUCUUCAUUUGUCUCUGUAAAUCUGAAAAAGAUGAAAGAGACCGGCACGUCCGAGAAUGUGACACAGCUUGAAAUUAUCCGGAAUACAGCUGGGGUAGCCUUCGCCGGCGUUGACACCGCAUGUUUUCACCUUUGUGCCUCAUUUACUGAAGUCUCUCUUAUUGCUGAAAAGACCGUUUCCGUCGUCCUCUCCGCAAUACUCGCAUUUGUGCUUUACCCCGAGCUGCCCGACGUUGAUGCCAUCCUGUUGGAAGCGCUGCGAUGGAAUCCUGUUCUUCCAAGGGGCAUUGCCCAUCGCAGCAUUAAAGGGGAUGUUUACAGAGGUCAUUAUAUUCUUGCGGGUGCGACCGUUAUCGGUAAUGUUUGGACCAUACCUCAUGACGAAAGGGACUAUCCUAACCCAUUGGUCUUCAAUCCCGACCGGUUCAUGUCCGAGGACUGGAAAGAACCUCAGCCUGAACCAAUAGCCGCGUUUGGAUUCGGAAGACGAUGCGUUUGA
Guyanagaster necrorhizus is the source of this 1215-nucleotide messenger RNA. RefSeq names its product cytochrome P450. Gene Ontology annotation, molecular function: monooxygenase activity; heme binding; oxidoreductase activity, acting on paired donors, with incorporation or reduction of molecular oxygen. Lineage: Eukaryota; Fungi; Basidiomycota; Agaricomycetes; Agaricales; Physalacriaceae. The coding region runs from base 1 to 1215 and encodes 404 amino acids. The transcript has 11 exons. The record is from RefSeq and is a predicted model, not a curated record.